AUGUACAGGAAGAUCGUCUGCGAGAAGCUGUCUACCAACUUCCGCGAGUGCACUAGAAUCAUGACUGCUCCCCUACCCAAGGUGAGAACCUCUCGACGUACUCGUCGCGCUCCCUGUGAACAAUCUCAUCAUGUCCUCGGGUGCUCCCCACAGGCGUUGAACUCGGGCAGCAUCCUCGUCAAGAACGAAUGGUGCGGCAUCAAUGCGUCAGACAUCAACUUCACAAACGGCAAGUACAUGCCGGGGGUGAAGCCGCCGUUCGAUUGUGGUUUCGAAGCCAUGGGGAAAGUUGCAAAGGUGGGCGAGAAUGUUACGAAGCUGAAGGAAGGCGACAGCGUCGUGUACACUUCUUUCGGAGCCUUCUCUGAGUACCAGGAGAUCGAUGCAAGAGCAGCAGUUUCGCUCCCUAAGAUCAUGCCUGAGGCUCUUCCUCUCUUCGUCAGCGGCUUGACGGCCUCGAUUGCCCUCGAGCAAGUGGGAGAGAUCAAGAAGGACGAGAUAGUGCUCGUGACAGCAGCCGCAGGUGGCACGGGAUCGUUUGCAGUGCAACUUGCGAAGCAGGCGGGCUGCCAUGUCAUUGGAACCUGCAGCAGCGACGAGAAAGUUGAGGCUCUGAAAGCCCUCGGCUGUGAUCGCCCAGUGAACUACAAGAAGGAGGAUCUGUUCCAGGUUCUAAGGUCUGAGUACUCGGACGGAGUGAAUGUAGUAUAUGAGAGCGUCGGAGCUUCGUUCUUCGACAUUGCGUUGAACAACCUUGCCAAGAAAGGAUGGUCGCAGGAGGGUGGGGAAAAGAAGCCGAGCACACCCAUCACAGCCAAACUUCUAGGGAAGUCUGCGAGUAUCCGAGGCUUCUUCCUCAACGACUACACGCGCGAAUGGAAGCCGCACAUGGCCAAGCUCCUUCAGAUGACUCAAGAGGGCAAGUUAAAGUCUCUUGUGGAUCAACAAGCUUGCAAGCAGUUCAACGGCCUUGAAUCCAUCCCAGAUGCCAUCGAGUACAUGUACGAGGGGAAAAACAUCGGAAAGGUUUUGGUGAAGUUGUGAGGAUUGAGAUGCUUCAUGUAUAGCUCCAAACGUGAAGAUUUAUUGCUGCGUCCUGGCACAAUUAUGUCCAUACUCAGUUGUAUUUGAGUACACCCGGAAUGCUUUCGAAGGGCAAGGACAGCCGAGAAGGAUGAGCCAUUCACCAUCACCCUGAUGAUGUCAGGAACAGAUCAUCUACUUCUUCUUAGAUCGCUUUCCUUGUCCUUUCUUCGGAGGGCCCUUUCCACGUCGACGUAACCUCGCUAACUGAGCUUGCCUCCUCUCGACAAACGGAUCUUUGUACCCGUCUUGAUUGUGAACCGGCAGCGGUCUGAAGUAGGAAGCCAGUUUUCCUUUGAUGGUGCUCUUCAUGAAAAUCUUUCUGAUACUUCUUGUGUGUGGAUCACUGAAACGAGCAGUCCCAAAGAUUUCAACCACAGCACUGGCAGUUGCAGGAUCCUGAGGUAGAGCUGGGUUCUUCGCCCUCGCCAUGUGUGUGGGUGCGUAGUGAGAUCCAGAAAAAUUCUUGUAGGAUCUGCAUGUCUGGUUUGCUGACUGAAACCCCAAAGCACCAGCCCCCUGAACUCUGCCGAACAGCCCAGCAGCUGCAAGAGGAAAUCGUACUCUGCAUCCAGAACUCAAAGAGGUGGAGAACGUAACUAACCCCCUCCUAGCAUCGAGGGUCUGGCUCGCUUCCUUCAAGCCACCAGCAUCUUUUCCCCAGGCCAUCAAUCGCCCCAUGCUUGGCACCAUCCUCCCAAGCCCCGCGCGCAGCAACCCUAGCCGCUGCAUGCUCGUCGCCUCGCU
Molecule: messenger RNA, 1830 nt
Organism: Guillardia theta CCMP2712
Lineage: Eukaryota; Cryptophyceae; Pyrenomonadales; Geminigeraceae
Exons: 11
Coding region: 1-1044 (347 amino acids)
Cellular component (GO): mitochondrion
Molecular function (GO): zinc ion binding; oxidoreductase activity
Source: RefSeq, a predicted model, not a curated record